GACAGGAAGAGGCGGAGCCCACGCCGCCCCGCGCCACCAGGGAGGGAGCGGCGGCCGCUGGCGGUGGCGGCGAAAGCGGUGGCCGCUUCGUCCCGGCCACGGCUCAUCUGGCUCGGGAACUGCGCGGAGCUUCGGAGACCCUCGGCCUGGUGGGACAACGCCAUGGGUCCCGCCGACGCCCCGUCCGCCCUAGCGCUCAGGGCAGUGGGCCCUGCGGCCGCCACCCCGUACGGUGUCUUCUGCAAGGGGCUGUCCCGCACCCUGCUCGCCUUCUUCGAGUUGGCCUGGCAGCUGCGCAUGAACUUCCCGUACUUCUACAUCGCGGGCUCCGUGAUCCUCAACAUCCGCCUGCAGGGCUUCUCUGGAAAUUGCUGUAUAUUCCAGGCUAGCUCAAAACUUAUGAUCUCUCUGCCAUCACCUUUUGAUUACUAGGUUUACUGAGCUGUGCCAGCAAUAGGCUUCAUAUUUGCCAGAUAACAUUUUAAAUGUCAGAAAAGUCCCAAGGCAUUUUGUCUAAGCUUCCAGGUGCUAAAAUAGUUUGGCUAAAUAAGUGCUCUGAAGGAAAAAUUAGUCAGUUUUUUAUUAAUAAAGAAAUAUACCUGAUGUUUUAAAGUAUCAGAAAAUUCCAAUUGUAAUAGGGCAGAAAGAGCGACCACAAAGAGAAAGAACUGGAAACUUACUUUAGUCUGUAAAGUACAUUCUUUAAAAGCCUGAAGACCCAAAUUUGAUCCCCAGAGCCUAGUAAGCCAGGUUUGGUAGCAUGAUUGCAAUCCCAGUGCUAAGGAGAGACAGAGUCAGAUCCCUGGGGUUCGCUGGCCAGCUACCCUAGCUACUUGGCAAACUUCCAGAACAUUGAAAGACACUGUUUUUAACAAUAAUCUGUUCAGUGCCUGAAGACUUAUGUUCAGUGUUGACACUCUAGCUGGCUCCUACAUUAUUUCUCUAUAUGAUAUCCUGCUUUAAUUCUGUAUUUUUUUAAUCCACUAAGUUGAAUCAUCCAUAUUUCUAAAGAAAGGGGACAGUAGCCAUCUGCUUAUAGCUCCUUAGCUCAGGGUGGGGCCUCAGGACUCCCAAGCCCCCACCUUAUUCCAUGAUGGAGUCAUUGAACUGGCUUGAUAUGGUACUGGUCUAAUGUACGUCAUCACAGCUUCUGUGAGCUCUUGUGUGCAACAGCUGUAUAAUAUUUAAAGUUUUCAUUUCAUAGCACCCUUCUUCCUCCUGUCUUUUACAUUCUUUCUUUAUCUUCCAUGGUGAAAUCUUAAACUUAUAUGUCAAGGUGGAGUGGACAAAACAGUGAUACUCUUCUUUUCAUUAAUAGCUAUCCUGUAUCAUAAAAGUUAAUUCACUAUGAAAUAGACUGUAUUAUUUUGUAGUUUUAAUAUGAUGCACCUCUAUCUUGAUAGCUGUAAUUAAUUUGAGAGCUCUAGGGAAAACACUAGGCACUGUGUUACCUGUAAUUCUAAUACUCGAGAGACUGAGUCGGAAGAGUUCUAGUUUGAACCCACUGAAGUGUAUGUAGGGGAUAUAGGGCCAUCUUGAGCCACAUUAGAGCCCAUCUCAAUAUACGUUUCCUGUGAGUGUCCUCAAAACGUUUUUAAUUUCAGUAGUAUGGAGUACACCGUCAAUAUUCUGAGAGUUUAUUAUGUCUUCU
This is a messenger RNA of Mus caroli (Ryukyu mouse), 1651 nucleotides long. It is a transcript of the gene Smim10l1, whose product is annotated as small integral membrane protein 10 like 1. The record is from RefSeq and is a predicted model, not a curated record. NCBI's taxonomy places the organism in Eukaryota, Metazoa, Chordata, Mammalia, Rodentia, Muridae.